Dioscorea cayenensis subsp. rotundata (Guinea yam) is the source of this 1337-nucleotide messenger RNA. Its product is annotated as serine/threonine-protein phosphatase PP2A-1 catalytic subunit-like. NCBI's taxonomy places the organism in Eukaryota, Viridiplantae, Streptophyta, Magnoliopsida, Dioscoreales, Dioscoreaceae. Gene Ontology annotation, molecular function: protein serine/threonine phosphatase activity. Bases 164 to 1087 code for a protein of 307 amino acids. The record is from RefSeq and is a predicted model, not a curated record. Gene Ontology annotation, biological process: mitotic cell cycle; peptidyl-serine dephosphorylation. The transcript is spliced from 6 exons. Gene Ontology annotation, cellular component: cytosol.
UCUAUUUCGAUCUCUUCGCAAAGAAAAGAGAGAGAGAGAGAGAGAGAGAUGAGGAUGGGCUUCUUCGAGGCUUGAGAUCAGCUCAAACCCUAGCCCAAAAUCGAGAUCUUUGCAACUCUAGCUUCAAUUCAAGCCUUAGAUCGAGCCGGCCGGCGGGGGAGCGAUGCCGGCGACACAUUCGGAUCUGGACCGGCAGAUCGAGCACCUCCGGGAGUGUAAGUACCUCCCUGAGGCCGAGGUGAAGGCCCUUUGUGAGCAGGCGAGGGCGAUCUUGACGGAGGAGUGGAACGUCCAGCCUGUUCGUUGCCCUGUCACUGUGUGCGGCGACAUCCAUGGCCAGUUCCAUGAUCUCAUCGAGCUCUUUCGUAUCGGCGGCGAUGCUCCGGAUACCAACUAUCUUUUCAUGGGUGAUUAUGUUGAUCGCGGAUACUAUUCUGUGGAAACUGUCACACUUUUGGUGGCCCUGAAAGUUCGUUAUAGGGAGAGGAUUACAAUUCUAAGAGGCAAUCAUGAGAGUCGCCAAAUAACACAAGUAUAUGGUUUCUAUGAUGAAUGCUUAAGAAAAUAUGGCAAUGCAAAUGUGUGGAAGUAUUUCACUGACCUUUUUGAUUAUUUACCCCUUACAGCUCUUGUUGAAAAUCAGGUAUUUUGCCUGCACGGUGGUCUCUCUCCAUCCCUGGAUACAUUAGAUAAUAUUCGUGCACUUGACCGUAUACAGGAGGUCCCUCAUGAAGGACCCAUGUGCGAUCUUCUUUGGUCUGAUCCUGAUGAUCGUUGUGGAUGGGGAAUAUCACCAAGAGGAGCAGGCUACACAUUUGGGCAAGAUAUUGCCCAAAAUUUUAAUCACACAAACGGCCUUACUCUUGUGGCUAGAGCUCACCAACUUGUUAUGGAAGGUUUUAAUUGGUGUCAGGAUAGGAAUGUUGUGACCGUAUUUAGCGCACCAAACUACUGUUACCGCUGUGGCAACAUGGCGGCGAUUCUGGAAAUCGGGGAGAACAUGGAUCAAAACUUCCUCCAGUUCGAUCCGGCCCCAAGGCAGGUCGAGCCAGACACUACUCGGAAGACACCCGACUAUUUUUUGUAAUCUGUUACCGACAAGUGUUGGCAAUGGUGCUUGUUUAUUACAGAGUGCUCUAUUGUUUUGUCUUAGUAAAAAAGAGUAGUUUUGUUAUGUGGAGAGAUCAUUCUUUUGUUGGGAGAUUUCAUAACUGCUGCUACUGAUGUUUUCCAUUACCCUUUUCUUUAUCAUCAUAUGAACUCUCCAAGAGCUCUUCUUGUGACUUCGGUUUUUCCCUUGUGCAAAAAAAGGAAAAUCAGAAAUCAGCAUUGGCAAU